AUGGCUGGUGCAUUCAGUGGACAUUUGAUCAACGCUUUCGAGCAAAACGUGCCACCCUCCUCCAUAUGCCACAACGGUCUUGUUUCAUUCGACUCUAGCGUUCACGGCAUCAAUAUGUUCAGCACUCAACAGUCUCUCGCCUUGAAUAGCGCCUCCAUGAGUGCCUCCCAAUCAUCGUCCGCGUCCGCUUUUUCCGAGAGCAUGUUCGACCGAGUAAACCGACUUCAGGCGAAGCUGAACCAGAAAUUGGGGCCCGAGUAUGUCUCUCAGCGGCCUGGGCCUGCCGGUGCAGGGAAGCUUACAUAUGCAGAAGGGUGGAAGGCAAUCACUCCCUCCCAGCUCAUCAAUGUCGCAAACGAGGUGUUCGGGUACGAUGGCUGGAGCUCAAGCAUUGUCAAUAUCACGACGGACUAUAUGGACUACAAUGAAGAGUCAAGAAGAUACAAUUGUGGGGUGUCCGUCAUUAUGCGAGUGACGCUGAGGGAGGGUGUGGCACACGAGGACGUCGGGUUUGGCACGAUAGACAACGCAAAAUCAAAGGGUGCGGCGCUAGACAAGUGCAAAAAAGAAGCCGUAACUGAUGCUCUCAAACGGACGCUGCGGACGUUUGGAAAUGUUCUUGGUAACUGCCUUUAUGACAAGCAAUACGCGGCAGAGGUGACAAAGAUGAAGGUUCCCCCUAUUAAAUUCGACCCAGAUAAUCUUCAUCGUCUACCCGGACUAGCAAUAAACAAAGCCGUAUCAGCAUCCUCUUCGACACCAAUCCAUGCUCCUCCUCCUGUUGCCCCUGCGUUACGACCACAACAACAACAACAACCGCCACCACCAGCACCUAAACGAGAACCAUUACCGAAACCUAUUCCACAACCUAAACCACUCGCGACAUCUACUCCAAUCGACCGCAAAGUAUCUUUUGCGCCCCAACCGCCACCACCUGCCAUAGUGAAGAAAGAGGAACCCGCCUCAAUUCCUGCGAAGACGGCUAGUUUUGAUGAGUACGACGAAUACGGAUUUUCAGAUGACGACGCAUUCUUGUCGACGGUAGAUUUGGGAGAGGGUGAUUUAGGUCGCCCGAUAGACUUUGAGGAGGGACUUUCUGGAGGAACAGCCUUGGAAGAGCGAGAGCAAAUGGAGGCGGCGGCAGCGGCAGUAGCUGACAGACAUGGGCCAAUGGGCAUAGACAAAGCGACAUCGAAGCCCCCAAUCCAACGAGGAAAUAUGGGUCCUCCUCCGCCUCCCCAGAACAAUAACUCGAAUCGACCCACAACAAGUCACAUUACCGCACAGUCUGCACCAGCCAUACCUAGCACGUCCUCCUCCACAAAACCAGCAUCAGUACGGGCACCUCCCUCGAUGGGCGGCUUCCACUUCCCACCUGGUAUGGAGGAAACGAUCUUGAGCCAAAAUCGUAACCCGAAUCAGCCACCGCCUCAUCUGAGCGGUGGGGUCAAGCGCAACGCGGAUACGAUGAUCGCUGGAUCAGCGAUGUCUAGACCUGGUAUGGGCUUGAGCAACGUGAGGCAGCCACUUGGGACGAUUGCAUUGGACAAUAGUGGGGAUGCUAAGAGACAACGACGAUGA
Mycena indigotica is the source of this 1581-nucleotide messenger RNA. RefSeq lists its product as uncharacterized. Gene Ontology annotation, cellular component: nucleus. Gene Ontology annotation, biological process: mitotic recombination; double-strand break repair via homologous recombination; double-strand break repair via single-strand annealing. The coding region runs from base 1 to 1581 and encodes 526 amino acids. The record is from RefSeq and is a predicted model, not a curated record. NCBI's taxonomy places the organism in Eukaryota, Fungi, Basidiomycota, Agaricomycetes, Agaricales, Mycenaceae. The transcript has 6 exons.